AAGAGUAGUAUGCACGGUACUUUUGAGACCAUCGACCAUCAUCAGUUUUCGACCCUUCCAUUGACAUGACUACUCCUUCCAAAGAUACACCGCCUUGUGUCGAACCCGCCGCUAGGAAUAGUGGGUCGACUCCUAGUGAGGAGACAACCUGCCACAUGUUACCCUGCAACAUAGACUUUGAAGGGAUGGCAAAAACACACUUGUUUUUCAAGCCUGUUCACGUAGAAGACGGGAUUUUCGCAAGCAGCUUUCGGGGGAGAGGGCUUCUAGCCACACGGAAAGGGUUCCGCGAUGAGGAUAAGACUGGCGGGCAUCAUCCCUAUUUAUUGUCCUUGGAAGACAAUCAGAUCGAAGUCAAGGCAUCCAUAAGCAACAUGAUGGAAUGGCAGCAUGAACACAAUCUCAAAUCGAUCAUGUAUAAGGAGAACGAUUCCAGCCGUUUGCAGGUUGCCAAAGAUUGGAUGGAACUUUCGGAUGCAGUAAGUCUCACUGGAUUUCGAACGGCUGAACGCAGCAUUAUUUGAUCCGUGACAUCGUACACCUCACUUGGCCCAUUGCCUCUUUUGCUGCAAUGCCAAUUGCACGAAUGUUUCCUGAACAGUUGCACGAGCCACUGCCAUUGGAGUAGUUAGAGAUCACUGCGAAAAACUCUGUCGGGGUUGCGAUUUCUAUCCAAUUAUGGAAUCGCCAUCGAAGAAGUGUUUGUGUCGACCGGUCAUUUUCGAAUGCAAUGAAAGUUGGGUUUUCUCAAUUCCACUGACGAAGGACAUUGGAGUAGAUGGAGAUCACUGCGAAAAACUCUGUCGGGGUUGUGACUUCUAUUCAAUUAUGGAAUUUGGCAUCAAAGAGGGGUUUGUGUAAACCAGUCAUUUUCGAAUGCAAUGAAAUUUGGGUUUUCUCGAUUCCACUGACAAAGGAAAUACUAUUACGGUAGUCAACCAUUCUUUAAAUGUAU
Pseudo-nitzschia multistriata is the source of this 955-nucleotide messenger RNA. The record is from the annotation of a GenBank genome assembly. Lineage: Eukaryota; Bacillariophyta; Bacillariophyceae; Bacillariales; Bacillariaceae.